Penaeus chinensis is the source of this 675-nucleotide messenger RNA. RefSeq names its product eukaryotic translation elongation factor 1 epsilon-1-like (gene AIMP3). Gene Ontology annotation, biological process: positive regulation of DNA damage response, signal transduction by p53 class mediator. NCBI's taxonomy places the organism in Eukaryota, Metazoa, Arthropoda, Malacostraca, Decapoda, Penaeidae. The record is from RefSeq and is a predicted model, not a curated record. The transcript has 4 exons. Gene Ontology annotation, cellular component: nucleus; cytoplasm; aminoacyl-tRNA synthetase multienzyme complex. Bases 67 to 582 code for a protein of 171 amino acids.
GCGACGUAAACAGACAUCACAGUCGGCGUUCACUCGGCGUGGAAAAACAACAACACGAUAAGCAGCAUGGAGAAGAAAGUUCUUACUGAGACGGCGAAAUAUUUGGGACUGGGGAAGGUGAAGAUUGGGACAGAUGAAACUAAGAUUACAGUUGAGGUUGGAGGGAAAAAAACAGCAGGAUUCGUUUGUGGAUUACUGAGUCUUGUAAGAAAGGAGAAAGCUACCUUAGAGGGAUCAACAUUUUUGGAAAAGAGUCUCACCCACAAUUGGCUAACAUACUGUGCCACUGACCUCUUCCACUGUCCAACUUAUGAGGCCUUUUAUUCAUGUUUGAAGCACAUUGAUAGACAGCUUGCCAACCGAGCAUUCUUCUGCGGCAAUUUACUAACCAUUGCUGAUGUGGCAGUAUUUGUUGCCUUGCAUCCAUUUAUUAUUAACUGGUCUUUCCAGCAGAAGGAACAGCAUGUCAACAUUUCUCGAUGGUUUGACUCCAUGCAGAGUGACACGUACCUCAGCAAAACCUACUCAAAUGUCAAGUUUUCCCGCACUCUGCUUUAUGACGGAACUGGUAGAGGUCACUGAUAAUAGCCUUGCAUUAGCUACAUUGAAAGUUUAUUUCCUAUGUAAAGCUAAUGAUUGGUAUACACUGUUUCCUACUAAAUGAUACAUGAAUGA